UAACCUAAUAUACAACUCAUUUGGGAGAAAUCCAUCGCAUUCUAAGAUAGCCCUGCCGAGCAAACGGAGGUUUGUUUUGUAAUCAUCCCGAGGCGUGACGGAUAAAUCCUGAUCGAUCCGGUUCAAAAAGCGUCCCUACCCUGCUUUGCCACCUGCGGCAGUCAAGAGCCUCAAUUGUUGCUAUGCGCAGCCUGGAUCGCGUGCGUAUAUAAACUCAGCAAUGCGCUUCAAAAAGACUCACUUGGAUGGAGGAGACCUGGUCAACACCACUCAAACCUCCUUGUUUGUAAAAAAGAAAAUACUAUUUGUGUAAUUAUUCUCAUGAUUGGGCAACGCUGCAGCCAUUGGAGGCGCCUUGGUGAAAUUGAUAACGUUUGGGAAGCAGUAAAGUAUCUCACAGAAGAGACACACUGGUGUUCAUUAUUUAUAGUGACGAGUCCAUGGGCUGGUGACAUACUCUCAAGAUUUGGAACUGUAACAUUGAAGAAAGAAAGAUUAUAAGUUUUCGGUUCAUGAGGAGCUCUGAAGGUGAUGCUCCACAUCCCAGAGGAGAAGACCGAUAGGUCAACAGUGCAAGGUAAGGGUCUGAUUUUGUCUCUGCAGCCUUUUUUAGAAGUCUUUUAACGAUUUCUACUCCUUUCUCUGCCUUACCAUUCGCCUUUGGACGGAGAGGGCUCGAUGUAGUGUGUUGGAACCCAUACUCCUCUGCAAACAAUUGAAACUCUUCUCUCGUCUCUGUGUGUGUGUCUGUGUCACAGUGGUCGGACUGAUUUUCUGUGUUUCCAGCAACAUCAGCUAGCACCAGUUUCAGUCACAGGUCCAGAGACAGAGGCAACGGACUGGUCAGUUGUUCCUGUCCUUCCAUUGUCAGUGGAUUCCACUCUAGGGAGUACAGUGAAAGGUCCGCCAUGAUGUUUCUGGUUCAGGGGACUCCCUAUCAACGCUUCUGCACCAUCAUUGUAUUGUGUUCACUUGCUGUUUUCUUUGCGUACAACAGCGUCAACAUCAACUCGAAUUAUGACAUCUUCAAAGUUCUUCGCCCUCCGGGCAUCUCUGAAGGGGUCAACGGAAAUGACUCAGAGGUCCAAGUUUUUGAGGAGCAAAUAAGGCAGGAGAUGAGGAAUCUCACGGCGGUGCCCACUGAUAGGACGAUAAUAUUGAUCUGGUUUUGGCCAUUCAAUUACAAAUUUAGCCCCGAAUGCAUUGGAUCUGAUUUGAGCGGACUACACUUUACCGACAACAGGUCCCUGUAUAACCAGGCUCACCUGGUCUUCUUCCAUCACAGGGAUAUCCGGACUGAUCUUUCCAACAUGCCCAAGGAGCCACGACCAUGGUUUCAGAAAUGGGUGUGGAUGAACAAAGAGUCCCCUGCUAGUUGCCAUCGAAUACCUCAGGCCACUAGCCUGUUCAAUUUAACAAACAACUACAGGCUGGAUUCGACGGUGCCAGGACGAUACGGAGAAAUAACUCAACGCAAAACCGCCAAGGAUGAUUUUAAAUUACCAGCUAAGGACAAACUGGUAUGUUGGAUUGUUAGUAACUGGAACCAAAAUCACAAAAGAGUCAAUUUCUACAAUGAACUAAAAAAGCAUAUCCAUAUUCAUACUUAUGGGGCCGUAUUUGGAAUGAAAGUUAGCAGAGAUGAGGCAGUCCAGUUAAUUACUAGCUGUAAGUUCUACCUGUCCUUUGAGAACUCUAUCUUUAAAGACUACAUCACAGAGAAGGUAUACAAUCCCCUGUCAAUGGGAACAGUGCCAGUUGUUCUUGGUCCUUCUAGAAAUAAUUAUGAGGAGCACAUUCCUGGUAGUUCAUUCAUCCACAUCGAGGACUUUGAUACCCCAAAGAAGCUUGCUGACAGACUACACUACCUCGACCAGAAUCAAGAAGAGUACAUGAGUUAUUUUCUCUGGAGACGGGAAUUUGUGGCCAAAAAUGGAGGUUGGGGCAUGGAUGUUUGCCAUGUAUACAAAUAUAUGAAAAACGCCCCUGGAUUCCAAACAAUUAACGAUCUAAACAAAUGGUUCUGGGGUUAAGAAAAAAGGGUUAGGGCUAGGUAUGCAUUUUUGGAUAAACCUUUGGGUAAUAUUUUGCCACCUUUGGGUGCAGUACCAUGAUUGGGUAUAUUAGUUGUUGGGUGUAUUGGUAUCCACCUAAUAAUCGUCAUAUGUUUUUUUCUACAAUAAAAAACUGGUCACAUAAGAAAAAUGGGCUAACUGCUCCAAUUUUAUUGGCCAAUAUUUCUGAAACGGAACUAAGUAAAACAAAUUCUGUUCGUUUUUUGUGAGGCUUGGUUUUAAGAUUUUAUGUGGUGAUUUUGGUGAAUUUUAGAUUAUUUUUGUAGCCUCUGAAUCUUUUUAUCAUGUUUAACUUUGAUAUGAAAUUGUGGGAAAAUUAUAAAUUUUUAGGGCAUAAGACCCGGGUUUUAUAAACGCGUCUGAUUC
Messenger RNA from Gadus macrocephalus (Pacific cod), 2441 nucleotides. RefSeq names its product 4-galactosyl-N-acetylglucosaminide 3-alpha-L-fucosyltransferase 9-like. The transcript has 3 exons. Bases 909 to 2033 code for a protein of 374 amino acids. Gene Ontology annotation, cellular component: membrane. The record is from RefSeq and is a predicted model, not a curated record. Gene Ontology annotation, molecular function: alpha-(1->3)-fucosyltransferase activity. NCBI's taxonomy places the organism in Eukaryota, Metazoa, Chordata, Actinopteri, Gadiformes, Gadidae.